Molecule: messenger RNA, 12379 nt
Organism: Odontomachus brunneus
Lineage: Eukaryota; Metazoa; Arthropoda; Insecta; Hymenoptera; Formicidae
Gene: Cadps
Product: calcium-dependent secretion activator
Exons: 15
Coding region: 8168-12379 (1403 amino acids)
Biological process (GO): dense core granule exocytosis; synaptic vesicle exocytosis
Source: RefSeq, a predicted model, not a curated record
ACCGGAGAGAGAGCUUCUUCGAACCGAGUCCGAAAAUCCGUCGACUACGAGACGGCGUGCGACACACCCAAGCCACGAAAUGUGCACCUUCGAGAGUUGCCUAGGGCCAACGGCGAGCCUUCGAAGCCGCGUUCGACGCGCUAGAUCAAUAACCACGUCGCGAGGAAAAGCCGCUUGCUCGCUCGCGCACGCGGAAGCUUCUUGGUCGGCUUCAAUAGCCUGCUUCAAGAGUCCGCUUCGUGAACCCUUCGCUCCCUUCUGGCAGCGUGUUCGGAGCGCGAUCGUCACCGCGUCGCGUGAUGUGUCGGCGUUCGUGUAGAGACGUGUCGUGAUGACGGUAGACCGCAAUUGACGAGGUACCAAUCGGUCCACGUUGAUCGACUGUGGUCUCCUUAGUAUACCAAUUUUUACUCAAUAAUCUAUUAAUUAAUCCGGCCUAAUCGACAGUAGUGGUUCCCAGUAGAUGAGCUACUGACGACGGAGCUUGAUUGAUAAUUUACUUAAUUGAUAAUCAUUGUUGCGAUUGUCCUGAAUCUGUUAGCUCUACUAGCUGAUGUCUGCCGGCCGUCUAUACGGCCCGCUAAUUAGUCCUCUUGAAGCUUCUGUAAGCUCAUUUCGAGCGGCGAGUUGGACGAGGAGGAAGUCGGAGUCCGCGUUGGCGAGCGAGGACAGACACACUGUCGCUAGCGAUGGUGUGUCAUGGUAAAUCGAGGCGGCUAUCGAUUUUUUACGUGUGGCUCGUCGGCUUGAAUGUCGAGGAUGAGCGGAAACGUUGCGGUAGAUAUCGGCAUCCGAUGGAUGCGAAAGCCGAUCGAAUCCGGCGGGAUUAAGUUCCAAUGCGAAUUAAAGAGAGUCGAGUUCUAUGAGCUAGCUUCGUCGCGAGUCUCGUCUGAUCGAAACGUCCAUAUCGUGGUCCAUCGAGUACUUUGCGAUGCAAGGAAAAAAUUAGCGCGCGUAUGCUUCGAUUGGUGCGCGCUGUGGAAAUAAAACGACCGCGUGUUAUAAUAGAAUUCUCUCUCUCUCUCUCCGUGUCGGCGAUGGCGUAGAGUUUUCUCGCCUUUUCCGUCGAACUGCUUUCGCCCAGAACUCCUUCGUACAGAAUUAAACGCGCGUACGAAGUGUCCCAGAAUUCCCGAUCUUAUUUUUAGUGGAGGACUUCUUGACGAAUUUGGGUUGCGAUUUUCCUCGCGAAUUAUUUUUGUUGCUAGCCGCCGAUUAUUUUCGAAUUCAGUAAUUGAGAAUAAAAGCAGAAGAUGGAUACGUUCGAAGUGUACUCUCUUCUAGUACUUUAAUAUUAUUAUUAUUAUUAUUAUUAACUUUAUUCCAAGCAAAAGGCAAGGCAUCCGCGAAAGGACUGUUUUGAUCGCCCAUACACGUUCGCCGAUUGCCGAAAUAUUCAACGUAGCGUUGAACAUUUCGCAUUGAGUAACCAGACGUAGCCCAAUCGAUUCCAAUUUCGUCCUGUGGUCCGUAAUUAAAAUUGCAUUUGCGGAUGCUGCCGUGCAUCCUGACGUACAAAUCCGAUAGCUACCGCGAAAUUAUGCGAAUACACAUGUGGAUUCUAUUAUCGACGGUCUCGCCGGCGUUAUUAUUAAUAUUAAAUGCCAUGAGCAGCGGUGUAAGUUUGCGCGGAGCGAGUCGGAGGCGAGUCAGAUCGAAAUCUCAUAAGCCACGAACGAUAGAUCGCUGUUCCACAUAUUUCGGUGUACCUUAUCUUUCGCCGAAAGUCCCAUCGAUCAUACUACGGCCGAUAUGGACACGGUUCCUCUGCGCGCAGCGCACACGACACACACACACACGUCCAAAAAUGGAAGCUGACACGUGCGGAACUUUUUCUUGCGGAAUCAGUCCGUGUCCUUCGGGGCGGAAUGAGAUUUUUCCGCGCUGCUCCUCGUGAAUGGUGCAUCAGCGAAGGCAUCGCCAUUCAUGCCGCUCACAAAACGACUUAUCGACCAUGCCGUAGGUGUAUACAUAUGUAUGGGUCGUGUUUCGACGCACGGGAAAAUCCGCGUUUCCCCCGACAUUUACCGCGGCGCGCGGUAAUUCACGAGCAAGUGUAAGAUUCAAAUUGAAUUUAUGCGUUGGCUAAUGUACGCGUUCGAAAUCUCAUUUAUACUCGAAGCACUUCGUUCGCUCUGGUUGCUGUGUGAAGGCCGCGGUACGUAUUCCAGAUAUUGUGCAUUCGGUCGCGCGUGAGUCCUUCGCGAUGAAUUCGGAGUAUGUUUUCUCAGGUAAAAAUACACUAGAUGGUACUCAUCGAGGCAACGUUUCCAAUUCUCAGCGAUCGUUGCACCAGAGUGUGUGAGCAGGCUUCGAAUAAAAUUUCCGUCGAGAUAAAAUCGCGCCGAAAUUAAUGUUCAUUCCACAUUCUUGACACUCGGAUGGCCGGGUGUCUUCAUUAUUUUUGUCGCUUGGAAAUCAUUUCUGUCCCCCGAGGGGAAAAUUAAAACGGUCGUUAUACUCCUCCAACUUUUUCUCUACGGCGCCUGCUGGGAAAUAAGACACUGAGAAGUCAUUUCUGCGCACUCUUAAUAUACCCGAGGCUCCGUGUAUCAAACAGGCCGCUGCAACAUCUGCUGUAAUUAUUGAUGCAGCAAGACGAAAUAAUUUAUUUCGAGGUAGAGCAAGAAAAAUUCCGUCGGUCGUACGUGAACUCUUGCACAUUGCGAGACAACAUUCGUCGUGAAACGCUGUAAUCUGGCAUAACGCAAUGUAGAGAGUGCGAGUGUAUAUGCUGGUAAAUAGGACGGCGAAAAUCAAUAUAUUUAUUCUUUCACACGGUUCGAUACAGGUGGUACUCCAUGACGUACCGGCUGAAUCUUGAUAAAAAGUGCGACCUCGCGUUGAAGGAUAAAAAUAAUAUCCAGGCGUUUUACGAGUAGGUCUAACUUUAACCUUCUUACUAACUGCCCUAACUGCGGUCCACGUAGAGAUCCGGAUAUGUAACGAAGAACGGGAAGAGCGGCACACGCGCGGCGCCACCCUGAAAAUAAUCGUCCUCGCAUAUAUUUUCGCGCGCUUAAAAUAAUGUUUCAUCGUCCCGGUCUGUUUUCACUUUCGCGCCCCUCUUCCUCGCGAUAUCGUACGCACCGUGAAAACUAUGCGAAAAAAGACCUCUAUUUUUUUUCAACACAUAGAAAUAAAAAACGAACGUACGGAAUAUGUGAACGAAGGGUACUAUGAAAACGCACGGUGGAAAAAUACAUUGCGAGAGAGAAUGAUAAAUAAAAGGUAGACUUCCCGCUUGUGAAGACCGUUAUGGAAAUGGGAUUGAUAGAGGCGACGCGCGCUGCGAUGAUAAGUGGAUCAAUGAGCGCCAUAUUUAAUAAAUAUAGAUAAAGGAGCACAUCAUUAUCAAGCUAAAAGCAUCGGCAUAUGUCUAAGAAUUCGAUUGACACGCGAUUUCCAAUCAUUAGCCGGAGGGCUUUCGACUGCACCAGAAAUAAUAACAAAAUUUCUGACGAACAGCGCGCUUCUAAAAAUAACGUAACUUGUUGUAAACACGACACGGGCAUUGGAGUGGCUGUAUUUAGCGCUGAAUCAGCUCAUUAGAACGGAAAGCUUAUAAUAUUGAUAUUUAUGUCGCCCUUAAAGUCACACCAUCGGGAAAUGUCGGGAGUCUCCGAUGUGCGUGUCUUCGUUCGGACUUCCAGGCACAAUAGGUGUUCUCUUCCCCGGAAAUACAGGGAAACGCGAUAAAAUCGAGUCCGAUUAAUUGUCCAUCGUAACAAGUCGUAACAAUUAUUUCGAUCAAUUAGUCAGAUGAUCAAUCAGUGUGCUUCAAUCGUUAAUAUUAUUGAACGGUUAACGAACGGAUCCCAGCGGCAUGCAAAAAAUGUGCAUCGAUGGCAUGCCGGUAAUUAGCGAAACUGAACGUUAUGUAGCGUCGGUUAUCGAUCUCCUAUAAGUUCCACGGACAUAUCGCGCAUGAAUCCUCGUACACAAGCGGCAGUAUUUGACGAUUAAAGCCCUAAUUAAUUGAUGCAUUUCAGGGGGAAGACGUUCGAGUCAAUUUUAUCGAACUCAUUUUUCGAUAGACACAAAUUUAUGUGCAUCGAGGAAAUAGGAGGAAAAAGAAAAUAUACUUUAUGAUUUUAAUGACGAAUUUUUCAACAAGUUUAUAGUUUAUUCAUUACCGAUUCAUUGAACUUGAAUCGAUCUUAUUUCUCUCUAGAAAGAACGGAUGAUAUAAACUUAAAAUAUUUCAACCGAAAAUAUAUUAUUUUCACGGUAGCCCGAUUGAAAGUAUCGUAAUUGGAUUUUCGAGCAUUUUUUCAGUCUCAAUUAUCCCUCAAUGUCAUUUUUCCAUCGUAGUAUGCCUCAGGAAAAAAAUUUUGCAACUGUAAUCUCCACAUAUAUACAGGGUGUCUGACAAUUAUUGACACAGUCGAUAUAUGUAACCAGAAUUCAUUAAACUGAACGCGAAAUUUUUCUUUCCUACCAUUUCUCAAGCAACUACGCAAACAUUUUGAGUUAUUAAUUGAGGAAAAUUUGUGAUCAUGCGCGAUACGAUAGCUGUGACGUCUACCUUCCCUCCGUCAUGCAUAUUAAGUCAAACUGAAUAAAAAAGUUUUCUACCAUUUUGCAAAUAAAACGGAGAUUUUUAUUUACUAAUAAGAGAAGAUUAGUGCAUAAUUAUGCGCGAUCAUUCUUUUUAAUAAUUAAUAAAUGAAAAUUUUAUAUGGUUGUUUGCGAAGUGAAAGAAAAGAAUUCUGUGUGCAAUUUGAUGAGUUUUAUCCGCACACAACGGAUAUGUCAUGAAUUGUCAGACACUUCUUAUAAUACUCUGGUAUACUAUUAUAGUAGGGAUAUAUUACCGCGUGCUGAACGGGAGAUUAUUGGAAAGAAAGCAAGGGUGAGGAACAAUUUUUUUCGGAGAGAAAUCACAACUUCGCGGUUGCAUCACUUUUUCCGUCGAUUCGCGCGUGUGCUCUUUUUUUUGACACACGAGACAGAGCGUGUAACGCGAGGCAGCGCGCGGUAUAUUAAGCCGCAGCUCGUUUCAGCUUGUACGCGAAUCCGGCUUCGAGUCAAUCUGGAAAAUGUGCACCGACUGCACGCCGCUAAUUACCAAAACCGAACGUUACUGCACAGCGCCGGUUAUCGAUCUUCGCGCGUAUAAGUUUGGCGGAAAUUUCGCGUCGCGGCUGCGGCGCAAUCCUCCUGUGCCCCGAAUCCUCCUGCUUCUCCACCACCACGACCACGACCACCACCACCACCUCCACCUCCUGCUCUUUCCCUUCCCCCUGCUCCCCGUGUGGUGCCGUUUCGAAACUUUUCCCCGUGGGGCGCGUUUACGUGAUCCAAUAAGUUAAUCGCCCGUACCGGCGCCUAUAGCGUUCGGCUGCGCUGCGCUUACAUGCGGGAUUAGUACCUAACUUGAUAAACUCUGCCGUGUUACGUAAGCCGCUAUCCGAUCGUUUUCACCCUUAACGUCCCGACCUGCGGGAUCGCUCAUAAUUCUUUGCCGUCGUUUCCAUCAUAGCCGAGCGUGUUAUUUAUGAGCGCUCAGAACAUAUAUCCAGCUUCGAGUCGAGUUCCUGUCGGGCUCGAUGAUAUCGAUAGGGAACAUCCUCGUGCUCCCCGGUGCGAAGGACACAGGAGGAUACGAGAUUGGACAUAGUCCGCGAUCAUGUUCGCCCUUAACUCUUAUCGACGUCUUUUUUUCCCGACGUCCAAUCUUGUUCGCGAAUGUUCUCGUUUCAUGUUCAAGUCAAUGUGUCGUUCGCGUCGAAUAAUUAUGUUACGAGUAUUCGUAAUACAAUCCUGCGAAUUUUUUGUCGCGAAGGAUACAUAUAGUGUAUAAUGGCAUCGGAGAGGAAGAUACGGAUACGUAAUAUCGUCGUCUACAAAACUCGAAGCCAGAAAUCCGAAGUUUGGUUCAUAAAAACGAGUCAAUCUCGCGUCCGACCGUUACAUUUUCUCUCUGACGUAAGCUUCUGACCUUAACUCUAGAUUAUUAUGGUUAACAUCGUGGAGAAAAGGGAACAUUACGGCGGCAACUCAAUCGCGACAUAGAAGGCUUAUGUAACUGAACAGAUUGGUAAGAAGCUUCAAUUACUUACUUUCGUAAUGAGUGGAAAAAGAAAAAAAGUCUGGACUACGAGCUAGAAAAUGGAAGAAUCUCGAAGAAUAUAUCCUGUUAUAUCCUUCUUUUCUUUUGACUCGUUUUCUUUCAUUUCGCAGCGUGAAUGAAUGUGUAUUAAAUUUCUGCCUUUCAUUCGAUAUCACGGAGAUUAAUUCACGGAAUAUUAAUUUAAAGUUACAAUUAAUUUUUUUAACCACUCGACACAUAUUUUUGCUGUUAUGCGUGACUGCGCUUAAAUUCCGAUUAUUGCGUUUUUAGUGGAUAAAGUUCAGUGCGCGAUGUGUUUUCACUUAUUAUAUACCCAACUCAUUAUGUAUUCGAUAAAUAUGGUGUUUCUAGCGUGAGCUCGCCUCAGUUCUCACUUCAGCUAUCAGUAUACCCAUAUAAUUCGCAAUUAUUCUUCGUAAUACCAAUCGCGUGAAGCGUGCGCGCAUGUUUCGCGAGACGUUUCGCGAUUCUCGCAGCGCAAAUGACGCCGCAGUUGUUGCCCGCGAUCGUUUCAACCUCGAUGCCAUUAUCUGCAUUAUUUUAAAUCCCUUUUGCGCUGGACGUUACUUUGCUAUCGCUAAAUAUUCAUCGUGCGCGCACGAGUGUACACGCGCGUGUCUGAUAACGGCUACUACACAGUGCUCCGCCAUCGAGUAUCCGCGUUUUACGUCUCGCACGGAAGCGGUAUUUCACUUUCCCGGCCGACGAAUCGCGUCCUGUAUCAACGUCGCCACGGAAACAUUUGCAUUUCUGGGUUAGGCAUUAACACGCCCGUAUACAUGUGCCCCUUCGUACGCGAGCCGGGCGCGUAUUAUUACAAUGCGUGACGAUCACGCGAGGAAGCCGAUUACGUGCCGACGAAGUCGGGCCGAUUUUCGUCUGGAAAUUGGACCGGAAAUCACGCUGUGCCGAUCAGAUCGCCUUAAUUAUAUCGUGUUGCAUUCAUUAGUAACAUUAUUCUAUGGAGAGUAUGCUUACUUUACUUCCUACUGCCAUGAGUUUUCGCGCAAUUCCUCCGUCUUAUGACUUCUUGCACGUUAUUACGCGACCCUCAAGAUCGAUGGCUUAUUAUUAAUUCAGCAGUACUCGGAACUCUGAUUUUCUACACGCUGGAGAGUCUCCAUUGUUAUCUGGCACAAUGGUGAUAAGGCAAGGUCCGAGAUUUGGCUUUCGGAAAUACGAUGUGUGCCAAUAACUCGCCAGGUAACAAAGGGUAAAUCACCGCGCGGCGAUUUCUAGAUUCUCCCUAAGCUACGAGAUGUAACGAUUUCUUUCUCUGCUCACGCGAUACUCGAAGAAAUCUGCGAUGUUCGUAGCGAUGUGGGAUCACGGCGAAGGAAGCGCAUCUCCUCAGGUGCCUACACGAUGUGGGGAAAAUGUGAAACAGAAGAUACAUUGACGUUAGAAUCCAGUGAGUUGCAAUCCACACGCGAUAUCGGCGAUUAUCACUGAACUAUUUUGCUCGAACGAGAAAUUCAAAAAGUCCCUCGCAAUUUCCCCGAAUUUUUUCGACAGCCUUCGGCCUUCUUCUCGACUCUCUCCCCGAUUUUCCAGCCCCGUGGCAACCCCGCUCGCUUGCCUGGCGUUAAACACGCGAUGCGUGUCCGAUGUGUGCACGCGUGCGUACACGAAGCGCGAGUGAAUCGCGGAUAUAGCUUGAGAGAAAGGGAGAGAGAGAGAGAGAGAGAGAGAAAGAGGAGGAAGUGGAGAGAAGGACGAGCCAGAGACAAUCGAUAUGUUUGCACUGUGACGGCCACGCACGUCUUUCUUCCGUUCCAGUUCGCUUCCUGCAUUCGUCGGGCGCGCAGUAUUGCACGCGGAAAUCGAUGAUCGUGUCUGGAGAAAUUCCAGACAACAGUCGCACCAACACACGCACGCACGCGCGCAUACACACGCGUAUACGCAGUCCGUACAAGUACGUUCUUCUCGAGGUAGAAGAAAAGGAACAGUUCCAGUUAGCGGAAGAGCGCGCGAGCAGCACUACCGGAAGUAGUGAACACGACGGCUCCGUAACCACGUGAAGCGGCUGGGCCUCCUGCGACGGGGGGGUCGAGGACCGCGUGCCCAUCUCCUCAGAGCGUCCCUUAGACGAUGAUAGACCCAAGUUCGUCCGAAGAGGAGAGCGAGGAGGAUCAGAGCACCCACCAUGGCGGCGGCGGUGGUGGCGGCGGUCGUGCUGGGAGCGGCAGCUCCCACGGCUCUCGCCGCCAUCCCGGUAGCGUCGGCAGUGGUCCGGGCUCUGGUAGCGUCGGCUCGCUCGCCUCGGGUCUCACCGCAUCGCCCGGUGGUCCGAAUCAUGUUGGUCCACCGGGCUCCGCGGGUGCUCAUGGAUCUGGGGGCCGCGCUGGGAGUGCGGCGGGUCAGCAGGACGCCGGUGGAGCCGGCCUGGAGGUGCCCAAUCUCUCCAGCGCUCGGAACUCCCUGUCGCCGUCGAUGAGCGCGACUCAGGACGCCGCCAACUACGCCCAGAGGCCGACGAGUCCGUCACCGUCGGUGGCCAGCGAGAAGACAGAGGCGGAAUUGCAGGAUAAGCAGGAGAGGGAAGAGGUGGAGAGGAAGACUCGAAUUCAGCUUUACGUCUUCAUAUCUAGAUGCAUCGCUUAUCCGUUCAACGCUAAACAACCGAUGGACAUGACGAGGAGGCAGAUGAAAGUCACUAAGCAACAAUUGGAAACGAUAUGCUCUCGUUUUCAGAGUUUUUUGAAGGGCGAGAUGCAGAUCAUGGCGGACGAGGCGUUCCAGAACGCCAUACAGAAUUACGUCGACGUGUUCUUGAAGUCAGAAAGAGUAGUGCAAAUGGUGCAGAGCGGCGGAUGCUCCCAGCUCGACUUCCGCGAGGUUUUCAAGAAGAACAUCGAGAAGCGUGUUCGGAGCCUCCCGGAAAUCGAUGGACUGAGCAAGGAGACUGUGCUUACGUCCUGGUUGGCCAAGUUUGAUUGUAUCUUGAAAGGUACUGGUGACGAAGACACCAAGAGGCCUUCCAGGACGCAACAGCAGUCUUUGAACUCGGAGCUGAUACUGUCGAAGGAGCAGCUGUACGACAUGUUUCAGCAGAUCCUCGGCAUCAAGAAAUUUGAGCACCAGCUUCUGUUCAACGCCCUCCUGUUGGAUUCAGCCGAUGAGCAGGCUGCCGCCAUCAGGAGGGAGCUGGACGGUCGCAUACAAAAGGUCAACGAGAUGGAGAAGAACCGCAAGCUCAUGCCCAGGUUCCUCGUAAAAGAAAUGGAGUCGCUCUACAUCGAGGAGCUCAAGUCGUCUAUCAACCUACUAAUGUCAAAUUUGGAGUCGUUACCGGUCUCCAAGGGUUCGAUAGACAGCAAAUACGGGCUGCAGAAGCUGAAGCGCUACAACCAUCGUGGUGAGCGCUCCCGCUGCCGCGGUCAGGGUUCCCUCGCUAAACUGGAGGGCGACUCCGCUGAUUCCGAUCCCCAGCUGACGAAAAUGGACGUCGGCCUGACCUUCCAGCUGGAAGUAGUCGUAAUGGAGGUCAAAGGCCUCAAAAGCCUAGCAUCCAAUAGAAUAGUUUAUUGCACCAUGGAGGUGGAGGGCGGAGAGAAGCUACAAACUGAUCAGGCAGAGGCCUCAAAGCCCAUGUGGGAUACACAGGGUGACUUCACCACGAUGCACCCGCUGCCUGUGGUCAAGGUUAGACUGUACACCGAGAACCCGGCAAUGCUCGCACUCGAGGACAAGGAGCUCGGCAAGGUGAUACUGCGCCCAAAUCCGUUGUCCAGCAAAGUGCCCGAGUGGCAUCGCAUGACCGUACCCAAGAACUGCGCCGAUCAGGAUCUACGUAUGAAGAUCGCAUGUCGUAUGGAUAAGCCGCUCAACAUGAAACACUGCGGCUAUCUCUUCGCGAUGGGCAAGUCCGUAUGGAAAAAAUGGAAGAAGCGGUACUUUGUGUUGGUCCAAGUCUCGCAGUACACAUUUGCGAUGUGCUCGUAUAAAGAGAAGAAGAGUGAGCCGUCGGAAAUGAUGCAGCUGGAUGGCUAUACAGUGGACUAUACCGAGGUCGUUUCUGCUAAUCUCGUGGUCGGCAUGGAUUUAGAGGGCGGAAGGUUCUUCUUCAACGCCGUACGCGAGGGCGAUCACAUAGUGUUCGCCUCGGACGACGAGAACGAGUGUCACUUGUGGGUGAUGGCGAUGUAUCGGGCGACCGGUCAGUCGCACAAGCCUACCCCACCGGUCUCGGUGGCCGACAAGAACUCCACCAUCAGCAAGAUCCAGGGCGACGCCGACCGGGCGAAGAAGCAUGGCAUGGAGGACUACAUAAGCGCCGAUCCGUGCAAGUUCGACCACGCCGCUCUGUUCAAGUUCCUGCAGAACUUGAUCCUGGAUUACAGACUGAACGAUCCCUACUGCUCGCUCGGCUGGUUCUCGCCCGGUCAAGUUUUUGUGCUGGACGAGUAUUGCGCCAGAUACGGCGUGCGUGGGUGCUUUCGGCAUCUUUGCUACCUUAACGAUCUGUUGGACAGAAUCGAUCGUGGGAUCAUGAUAGAUCCGACGUUGAUACACUUUAGCUUUGCCUUUUGCGCCACUCAUGUUUACGGUAACACAACUGAUGGUGAGGGCUCGAUCACCCACGAGGAAAAAGAUAAGUUUCAGGAGAUCAAGGAACGGCUGAGACUAAUUCUCGAGAAGCAGAUCACCAACUUUAGGUUCAGUUUUCCGUUCGGACGGCCUGAAGGCGCGCUAAGAUCAACCUUGUCUCUAUUAGAACGCGUCCUGAUGAAGGACAGCGUGGUGCCGGUGCCGCAGGAGGAAGUGAAGGAUUUGAUACAGAGAUGCCUGGAAACGGCGGCGAUUGUUAAUUACGGGAGAUUGUCCGCCAUGGCGAAGCUCGACGACGAUCUUAGCGGCGAGGUGUGUGUGCCUCCCAGCAAGAAGCUGGAGGACCUCAUCCGCCUCGCCGAGCUGUGCGUCGACUUGUUGCAGCAAAACGAAGAACAUUAUUCGGAGGUUGUACCGCAGGCGUUCGCCUGGUUUAGCGAUCUUAUGGUGGAGCACGCCGAGAUCUUCUGGUCGCUCUUUGCCGAAGACAUGGAUAAAAUUCUGGCCGAGCAACCACCAGACACGUGGGACAGCUUCCCGCUGUUCCAGAUAUUGAAUGAUUAUCUCAGGACAGACGACAAUUUGAAGAACGGGAGGUUUCAUCAGCAUUUGCGCGACACGUUCGCUCCAUUGGUGGUGCGUUACGUUGACUUGAUGGAAUCGUCGAUCGCCCAGUCAAUUCACAAGGGUUUUGAGAAGGAAAGAUGGGAGAUCAAGGGUAACGGCUGUGCCACUUCGGAGGACCUUUUCUGGAAGUUGGACGCGUUGCAGUCGUUCAUCGGCGGGCUGCACUGGCCCGACCAGGAGUUCCGGCAACACCUCGAACAGAGGCUGAAGUUGAUGGCAUGCGACAUGGUGGAGUCAUGCAUUCAGAGGACCGACCAAGCUUUCCAACAAUGGUUGAAGAAGGGUGUGACUUUUACCUCCACAGAUUACAUUAUACCAUCGGAGAUGUGCGCUAUGGUGAACGUUAUUUUGGACGCCAAGAACCAGAGUUUUAAGCUUUGUACUGUCGAUGGUGUCGACGUGCAUCAGUAUCAUGCCAAGAUUGAUGACAUGAUCGAAAAGACGUCAGCGGGAAUGAAUCAAGGAAUGAUCAACAAGCUUGUAACGGUACUAGAAACGACGCUCUCAAAAUUGUCUCGUUAUGAUGAAGGUUCCCUCAUCGGUUCCAUUCUCAGUUUUACGAAGGUAUCGGGAAGUGGAAAGGAAAUGGGACAAGCCUACGUAAAUUUCACGAGGAACUGCAUGGAUCAGAUUCGCAGCAAAGUCCUCGACGAAUUGUGGAUCCUGACUUUCUUCGAGCAAUGGUACACGGCGCAGAUACAAAUGCUGUGUAAUUGGUUGUCCGAGAGACUCGAUCAUAGCCUGCACCUGUAUCAAUGUACCUGCCUAGCUCACAUCGUGAAGAAGGUCUACUCGGACUUCGAACUUCAAGGUGUAAUGGAGGAGAAACUCAACUCGAAGACAUAUCAGACUAUAUCCAAGAGGAUGCAAACGGAGGAAGCAACUUGUGCCUUAACCAUGAGCGCUCAGAAUGAAGAGGGGCUUUCGGAGAAUGGUAAUGACGACGAGGUGGAGAGACCUAAGACAAAAGUGACGAUCGUUGAGACGAUAACGGGAGAUGACGCGAAUUACGUGGCCAAUCUGAGCAACGUCACCUCGAACGUUGUUGGCAAAGUCGGUAGCAUGUUCGGCAAGGGCAUCGGCGGUCUUUCUACAAAAUUCGGCGGAGCCACUAGUUGGUUCUAG